AUGUCUCAAAAUAAUAAAUGCUAUGGAUGCCACCAAGAUUUGUCAGGAGAAUAUUGCACACUUAAAAAAGAUAAAGGAGUAGUAGAAAAUGUUCACUUUAAAUGCUGGGAGGUAAACCAAGAGCAAUAUAAGCAAGAAUUUGACCAAAUUACUGAAAAGGGAAAAGUCAUCCAAACUAAAUGUGAAGAAAACAGUUGUGGGAAGAAAUUUGACCCUCGAACAGCUGAGGGACUAAGACAUAAAGGUGAACAAAAUGUAGUAGAUUACCCCGAUUUAGUUGGAUUAGAAAUAGUUUUUGCUAGUGAUUUAGGUUCUGUUUACAGACUUAGUUUUAAAGAACAUGAGGAAUUAAACAAAAACUCUACUCCUGUUGAAACUAUGGAGGAUUUAGUUCAGCAAUGA
Molecule: messenger RNA, 402 nt
Organism: Entrophospora sp. SA101
Lineage: Eukaryota; Fungi; Glomeromycota; Glomeromycetes; Entrophosporales; Entrophosporaceae
Source: the annotation of a GenBank genome assembly